Molecule: messenger RNA, 1302 nt
Organism: Daucus carota subsp. sativus
Lineage: Eukaryota; Viridiplantae; Streptophyta; Magnoliopsida; Apiales; Apiaceae
Exons: 13
Coding region: 111-1013 (300 amino acids)
Source: RefSeq, a predicted model, not a curated record
UUACAGUUUUUUCAUUUUCGGGAGAUUUGACCAAGCUUAAAACACAUGAUUUGUAAUACUUAGAGAGAGAGAGAGAGCACAGGGUUUGCUGAACACAGCAAACGAGCGAUAUGGCGAUGCAAGCUGGUAUGGGGUUUUCUAAGAUUAUCAUUUUAGUCGGAGCAGGUUACACAGGUACGCUUCUUCUUAACAACGGCAAAUUAUCUGAUCUUUUGGGUGAUAUCCAGUCGCUCGUCAAAGGAUACGAAAACAAGGGGGAAGAUGGGGAAUCUGAUGCGAUUGCUACACAGGUUCGUCGGUUAGCAAUGGAGGUACGACAACUAGCGUCCGCACGACAAAUCACUAUUCUGAAUGGGGGUUCUGGCGGUAAAAUGACCUCCCUCGUAGUACCAGUUGCUGCUGUUGGAGCUUUGGGAUAUGGAUACAUGUGGUGGAAGGGUCUCUCUUUCUCGGACCUCAUGUAUGUGACCAAGCAAAGCAUGUCAAAUGCUGUUUCGAACUUGACCAAACACUUGGAGCAUGUGUCAGAUGUACUUGCUGAAACGAAAAGGCAUUUGACACAGCGAAUUGAGAACUUGGAUGGAAAAGUUGACGAGCAAAUAGAGAUUUCAAAGUUAAUAAAGAAUGAGGUAUCUGAUGUUCGUGCUGACCUUUCGGAUAUGGGUUAUGACUUGGAUACAAUACAUGCAAUGGUUUCUGGUUUGGAUGGAAAGAUUCUGACAUUGGAAAGGAAGCAGGAUCUUGCAAAUAAAGGCAUCUUAUACCUUGUCAAUUUUGUUGAUGGAAAAAGGACAAGCUCUCCUGAAUUGUUGCAGGUGCAGGAACAACUCAAACUCUCUGGCAAGGCACAAGGUUUUCUAACAGCUUCAGAAGAAUCAAGUCCUAAGGGUCUAAAGGAGCUUACAGAAGCUUUGCUAUCUGAAAAUUCCACUGGCUUUAAAAAUAAUGGUAAUGUAGAGGACUUGGCUGAUGCACGGAGAAGAUUAGUGAGGACAUCAACAACCAAGUAUUGAUAAUAUAAUAGAAGGCCUUGAGAUGACGUUCGCGCGACGGCAGAUUCUGUUUUACCUGGCAGGAAGCACCUUGGAAGUUUAUAAUAUAUGUACUUCUGGUGAUGCAUAAUAGGAGAUUGAUGCAUAUGCUGAACAUGAAUUAUGAAGUAUAGUUUCAGACUGCCUUGGCCAUGUCCUUCAAGUCCAGUGUUGCAAAAAAAAAAAGCUUAUAUAUAUACAUUAUGUCUGUAUGUAUUUGUCAAGAUCACAACUUUUCUAGUACCAAAUAUACCUCUUCUAUUCAUCUGUA